This is a messenger RNA of Ixodes scapularis (black-legged tick), 3201 nucleotides long. RefSeq names its product zinc finger protein 354B. Gene Ontology annotation, molecular function: DNA-binding transcription factor activity, RNA polymerase II-specific; RNA polymerase II cis-regulatory region sequence-specific DNA binding. Gene Ontology annotation, biological process: regulation of DNA-templated transcription. Lineage: Eukaryota; Metazoa; Arthropoda; Arachnida; Ixodida; Ixodidae. The transcript has 2 exons. Bases 209 to 1228 code for a protein of 339 amino acids. The record is from RefSeq and is a predicted model, not a curated record.
AAUUGCCAGCUCUGCACGCGACAGCAAUGACGUCACUUUCCUUAGAGGGUAAACAUAUUUCGGCCAGUUUCGUCGCCUCGGCUGUGUGUUCGUGUUAAUUCCAGCAAUUCUAGUACCCAGACGGCCUCGUUAGCACCGUUAGUUCUUAGGUUCUUGGUCGAGAAACAACGAUCAGGGGUUGCCCUAAGGGCACUUCUUACCGGGGAAGAUGAAGAUGUGCUGCGUCGACGGAUGCAGUGGGUCCAUGUAUUACGGUCUGUCGUUGUUCAAGUUUCCAAAAAGAAUUGAACUUAGACAAAAGUGGAUAGAGCAGAUCAACAGGGCCAACUGGUUGCCGACGGAUUUUCACGUAGUGUGCUCGAGGCAUUUUGAAGACCGCGACAUUGAGAAGAAGCAGAGGCCUCGACUGAGAAAGGGGGCCUACCCAACAUUGUACCUCGAUGGGACGCCGAUUCGUGCGAGGAAAAAAAAACCGCCGUGCAAUCGUGCUGGUGAUGGAGGUCCAGUGGGAACCACUCAAGGAAUCCUCUUCAAAUGCUGCUUCUGCACCUACAUCACGAGAGAUCAGCUUGGAAUCAUCAACCACCUGGUUCAGAGCACUGGACAAGAACUCGCAUGCCAGCAGUGUCCGGAGUCCUUUUCUAAUGUACAGGACUUGGGACGUCGCAUGCCAAUCUGUGAGGAGCAACCUUCUUUUGGCAGCUACUUGUGCCCAGAAGAAAUCCACGGAAGCAGUGACCUGCUUGCUCAUGUGCAGGCUUACAGUGUUGAAAAGCCUUCGGAAUGCGAGCUCUGUCCCCCGUCGUUUCCUGCACUUUUCCAGUCGCGCAGCCUUAUUCGAGCGCAGGCCGAUGAAAAGCCUUACAAAUGCCAGCAAUGCUUUGAAGCCUUUGCUUUGAGCAGGAAUCUGGUGACGCACAUUCAGAGGCAUGCAGCUAUUAUGUCCUUCAAGUGCCCCAUCUGUGCAAAGGCUUUCUCUCAAGAGAAGUGCCUUGCAUCUCAUAUGCGAGUACACACAGCGAUAGAGGGGCCUCACAGGUGCAAACAGUGUCCCAAAACCUACCUUCGGAUGUCAAGUCUGAAGCGACACAUUGAAACUCACGAGGUUGAAAACAAUUGCCAGCAGUGCUCCUGGGGCUUAACUGGGUGCCUUUACAAACACAGUAAAUGGCACACAAGUGAGAGGAGCCUUAAGUAUGUCAGCAUAGCCCCCAAGCCUUUGCUUUGAGUGGUGAAAGGGUCAAGUACACACAGUUAGGACCAAGUUCACCAGGUGGCCGAAGGCUUUUUUUUAGAGAUUUAUAUAAAAGGUGAGAGACCUUGCAACCGCAAGCAGUGUCCCAAAACCUUUACAAGGAUUACAGAUCUGAAUUGUUGCGUUCAAAUAUGCACCGGUGAAAAUUCUUGCAAAUGCCAGCGACACACCCCAAUCUUUGCUUUGAGCAGUGCUCUGAUGGUGCAUUUCUAUGCACAAAUUCAGGACUUACACACACUUGCAAUGUCCCAAGGUCUUUGCUCUGCUCGUAAAUCUGUCCAGGUGCAUUGUAACACACAGAAAAAGGUCUUGAAAUGCCAGUCAAUUUUAUUACUCCACCGGAAAUCGGAUUACGCAGAUAACGCAUGAAAACAUUUUCUAUGUAGUGCCUGAGCAGUCAUGUCCAUACAGGUGCAUUAAUUUGCAUCUAAUUAGUCGAGUUAAUAUGAUUUGUAUGAAAAUCAGAGGCAAGAAAUAUACUUAAUGCAAAGAUGCAUGCAAGCUGGUUAAGAAUGGACUUUUUUUUUUACCCCUGGAAGCAGAAGGACAGGCCAACAUGAAUCACGAGAUUCGUGCUGUCAUGUCCUCUUUCCCCAUCUCCAGGGUUAAAAAAUGUCAAUAAACUAAAUUUCAGCUGUAAGGUUGGGUCAACCAGAUGUGAAGAGACCAAGGCUCGAACGUUCCAUUACGAUGGCACCCUUUCUAGACACAAAGGCCGGGGUGGACUUCAUAGGGCCCUGCCAUAUGUUGAACUACUAUAUUUAACCUUGCAUGGCAUACCCAAAAGACAGGUAUGUGAGAUUCUGGUAAUAAAAUAAUAUAGGAUUAAAAAAAUUUGAGUUCUUAAAAGAAAACUAAAUUCAACCAAUUCGGGGUUCAUUUUCUCAUUAUUGCUUGCAACCACAUCGUUUCCAUAUCAUUGAGCAUCUGUGUUUACCACUGAGUAGUGCAUUAAAAAAGAUUUGCUUGAUCUGUUGCAGAACUGCAUUCCAAGUUACUAAAUACUUGCUCAACUACAGAUUAGCCCCAGUGGCAAUCCACCUUUUUGCAAACAUGUGCUGCCGCCUAGACACGCGAAUGGGUUCGAGACUAUGUGGAUAGAAAACAGCGCGCGUGCAAGGCCUCCCACCCAUUCGGCACUCGAAACAUCGGCUACGUCCUGCUUGUCCAUUUACUCUCGGACCAAUAUGUCUGCAAAAGGUCCAUUGUUAGAUGCCUGAAAAUGAACUGGACACUUGUACACGGUGUUCAUAUUUCGGAAAGACCUUGGGGUACAGAUUCAUCUGGCGUCGCUCUAGGCUGGAGGAGGAGGAGGAGGAGGGGUGAGAAGGAAACUGGGGAAAGCCCCCAGAAAGUUUGUUGUAAAAAAAAAAAAAAAGAGGGGACUUGUAAUUGGGUAGGUCCCCCGCGGAUUUUUUGUGGGUACUUUGUUAGGUGCUAGGAAUGAUCUGUGAGCGAACCAAGGAACUGAGGACGUUCAACGACGCGAUGCGCGCACUUUGGGCGACUACAUACGCCAGAACGUCGCGCCAGGGACCACUGUUUUUACCGAUGAGUGUCGGGGCCGUGUGUGCAUGGACAGUCUGCGAGAUGGCAACGACCUGACAAUGAACCGCUCACAGCACUUUAUCGACCCCGUAACGAAAGCCAAUACACAGCUCAUCGAGCAAUCAUGGGAAAACUCGAAGCUGUACCUGCUCUGAAAGUCGAGGGGCUGCUUUGGGACUGGGUCAGUUCUGGGUAAAAAUUUGUUUUUCAAACUUAUUUAAAACUGGCUGUUUCUAUUCCGCUUACAAAUUGCCACGGUGUGCUCAGCCGAGGGUAUUCAAAUAUUAAUCCCAUUAAUUAUUUGUUGCAAUAAGCGACCAGCGUUUAGUCAAACAUCCAGAAACAGUUUCUAAAUCUGCUAGAACGCCCUAAACACGUGAAAAGAAGAUAUCGCAUUC